UUACAGAAAUCCCAUACUAUAAAUACAAUUCAACUAUCUUUCAUCUUUUGAAGUUCUCUCUUCUCUGUCUUGUUUUUUUUUCUUCUCAAUCUCACAACGCAACCCAUCCCUUCAACGCUCUCUCACCUCCCUUUCGUUGAUGGCGUCCCAAGCAAGCCUCCUCCUUCAGAAGCAGCUCAAAGAUCUCUGCAAGAACCCCGUUGAUGGAUUUUCCGCCGGUUUGGUCGACGAAACCAACAUUUUUGAAUGGAGCGUCACUGUAAUUGGGCCUCCUGACACUCUCUAUGAGGGGGGAUUUUUUAAUGCCAUUAUGAGCUUUCCACCCAACUACCCAAAUAGUCCGCCAUCAGUGAAAUUUACCUCUGAGAUAUGGCAUCCCAAUGUUUAUCCUGAUGGGCGAGUUUGCAUAUCAAUUCUUCACCCUCCUGGUGACGAUCCGAAUGGUUACGAGCUUGCAAGUGAGCGCUGGACACCUGUUCAUACAGUAGAAAGUAUAGUAUUAAGUAUCAUAUCGAUGCUUUCUAGUCCUAAUGAUGAAUCUCCUGCAAAUGUUGAAGCCGCGAAAGAGUGGAGAGACAGGAGAGAUGAAUUCAAGAAAAAAGUUAGCCGUUGCGUGCGGAAGUCACAAGAAAUGUUGUGAUUUACAGCUGAAUUCUCAUUCUGCUUCUGUGAACUAAUGUAUGCAGUGGUUCACAUGUUACUGUUGGUCCCAGUAGAGACUGCCAUGUCUUGGAAAAACAAACUGUAUUCUAAGUGCUUUGUCACUAGUUUUAUGAGAAAUUUAGUUUGUUCAUUUGCAUGACCUUAUUGUUCAAAUUAUCAUUAGGUGCCAAGUUUUGCCUUCUGCUUAA
Vigna angularis (adzuki bean) is the source of this 851-nucleotide messenger RNA. RefSeq names its product ubiquitin-conjugating enzyme E2 7. The record is from RefSeq and is a predicted model, not a curated record. The transcript is spliced from 6 exons. The coding region runs from base 140 to 640 and encodes 166 amino acids. Gene Ontology annotation, biological process: protein polyubiquitination; ubiquitin-dependent protein catabolic process. Gene Ontology annotation, molecular function: ubiquitin conjugating enzyme activity. Lineage: Eukaryota; Viridiplantae; Streptophyta; Magnoliopsida; Fabales; Fabaceae.